Molecule: messenger RNA, 450 nt
Organism: Blepharisma stoltei
Lineage: Eukaryota; Ciliophora; Heterotrichea; Heterotrichida; Blepharismidae
Source: the annotation of a GenBank genome assembly
AUGGCAGAACAAUUAACUGAAGAACAGAUCGCAGAAUUCAAGGAAGCUUUCUCCUUAUUCGACAAAGACGGUGAUGGGACCAUCACAACAAAAGAGCUUGGAACAGUCAUGAGAUCCCUCGGUCAAAACCCAACCGAAGCCGAACUUCAAGACAUGAUCAACGAAGUCGACGCUGAUGGAAACGGAACAAUUGAUUUCCCUGAAUUCUUAAGCCUUAUGGCAAGAAAAAUGAAAGAUCAAGACACUGAAGAAGAACUCAUUGAAGCUUUCAAGGUCUUCGACAGAGAUGGGAAUGGACUUAUUAGCGCCGCUGAGCUAAGACAUGUGAUGACCAAUUUGGGAGAAAAACUUACUGACGAAGAAGUCGAUGAAAUGAUCAGAGAAGCAGAUUUAGAUGGAGAUGGACAUAUCAAUUAUGAAGAAUUCGUUAGAAUGAUGAUGGCUAAAUAA